Molecule: messenger RNA, 1300 nt
Organism: Chara braunii
Lineage: Eukaryota; Viridiplantae; Streptophyta; Charophyceae; Charales; Characeae
Source: the annotation of a GenBank genome assembly
GUGAGGCCUAGGAAACUGCAAAGCUGCUUGGCGGAUGUGGUGACGGACCACUCCGCAAUAGCAGUGAUCUUCGCCUCGUCCAUGUUGAGAUCCUGGUCAGACAUAUAGUGUCCUAAGAAAUUCACUUUGUACUAGGCAAAGCGGCACUUGUUCAACUUGGCGUAGAAGCCAUGUCUGCGCAAGCGGUCAAGGACGUCACGGAGAUGUCUAAGAUGCUCCUCAAGGGUACGACUGGUACGACUGUAGACCAGGAUAUCAUUCAGGUAGACGAGAACGUACUGCUUCAGGAUGUCCCUGAAGAUGUCGUUCAUCGCCCUCUGGAAGAUAGCGGGUGCGUUGGUGAGGCCGAAGGGCAUCACUGUAAACUCGUAAUGGCCGAAGCGCGAUCGAAACGAUGUCUUCGGCUGGUCCGCUGCAGCGACGUGGAUCUGAUGGUAACCGCUACGAAAAUCAAUCUUCGUAAAGAAGCGGUUGUCUGCUUGGCGGUCGAAAAGCUCAUCGGAAUGAGGCAUGGGGUAGCUGUUCUUAACCGUGUAGCGGUUGAGACCACGAUAGUCGAUGUAGAGACGGGGAGUUCCAUUCGCUUUGCGAGCAAAGAGGACGGGUGCACCCCACGGGGAAUUGCUGGGUUUAAUGAAACCCAGUCUCAAGAACUUCUCAAGCUGAUGCUUGAGCUCGGUGGCCUCUGGGAUCGAGAGUCUAUAGGGUGUCUGGUGGUGAACACGAUAGUCAGGCACAAGCUGGAUGGAGUGCUCGACGUCGUGCAUCAGUGGGAUGCCGGCGUACGAGAACGACGAAGGGAAAACGUCAUGGUACUCUCGAAUGAGGUCACGAACUGCGGGCUCCAGGUCAGCCGUAUAUCGUGCGAGUUCCUCAACGUCAGCGUCGGCGUGUGACGACGGGGUGGAAUCGAUGGAUGGCGGGGGGUGGGAAAUAGAGAUGGGAGCCAUGAAGAUAGAAGGAGGAUCUGGCUCCAGAGGGAUGAGCUCGGCGUCGGGACAGGGUGGAUCAUAGUGUAAGAGAUCCGUUUGGUUCACUAUAAAGAAUGUGUCGUCGUCCUGUCGGAUGAAGUGGGCGAACUGCCGAGGCGAGGUGAUAGUGAUAGAAGGAGAUGGAGUGGACACGGAAGGUUCCGGGGGAGGAGGAUCGGGGCGUGGUGUCGCAGUGGUACCUAUGAAAGGUACGCGAUACGUCUGUCCAUACUUCGUUUUGAGAACGAGAGUGUUGGUCGCCCAAUCGACCUCGGUGUUGCGGAACCGACGAGACCACGGAGUACCGAGAAUAAAAUCGUACCCCGUCU